AUGGCUACUCGACCCCAGAACAUCGGCAUCAAAGCCAUUGAAAUCUAUUUCCCCAGCCAGUGUGUUGACCAAGCCGAUCUCGAAAAGUUCGAUGGCGUCUCACAAGGCAAAUACACCAUCGGUCUGGGGCAGACUCGCAUGUCUUUCUGCGACGAUCGAGAGGAUAUCUACUCCAUCGCCCUCACAACCCUCACCAGCCUCGUCUCGAAAUACUCGAUCGACCUGAAGAACAUUGGACGAUUGGAAGUGGGCACUGAGACCAUGCUGGACAAGAGCAAGAGUGUGAAAUCAGUCUUGAUGCAACUCUUUGAAGAGUCUGGCAACUUCAACGUCGAGGGUGUUGACGCUUAUAACGCAUGCUAUGGUGGCACCAAUGCCGUAUUUAACUCCGUCAACUGGAUUGAAUCCUCCGCGUGGGACGGACGGGACGCCGUCGUUGUGGCAGGUGACAUCGCCCUCUACAAGAAGGGCAACGCUCGCCCGACUGGUGGUGCAGGCUGCGUUGCAAUGGUCAUUGGCCCAGAUGCCCCCAUUGUCUUCGAUGCGGGUCUCCGUGGCUCCUACAUCACCCAUGCCUAUGACUUCUACAAGCCGGACUUGACAAGUGAAUACCCCUAUGUUGAUGGACAAUUCUCCUUGAGAUGUUACACAGAGGCCGUUGAUGCGUGCUACAAGGCAUACAACGCCCGCGAACAGACCCUGAAGUCCCGAGCCAACGGCGCCGCGACUAAUGGUCACGCCAAUGGCAACGGUGUCCAUGAGGAGGAGACGCAAAAAGCACCCCUCGACAGAUUCGACUACAUGGCAUUCCAUGCCCCAACAUGCAAACUGGUGUCCAAGUCAUAUGCUCGAUUGCUCUACAACGAUUUCUUGCAAGAUCCAACCCAUCCUCAGUUCAAGGAAGUGGCUCCUGAGCUACGAGACAUUGAUUACCAGGCUUCUUUGACCGACAAGAAUGUGGAAAAGACCUUCAUGGCUCUGACGAAGAAGCGAUUCAACGAGCGAGUACAGCCUGCUAUCCAGGUUGCAACCAUGUGUGGAAACAUGUACUGUGGUAGCGUUUACGGCGGUCUUGUUGGCUUGAUCAGCAAUGUCGCGCCGAAACAACUGUAUGGCAAGCGACUGGGUAUCUUCAGUUACGGAAGUGGUUUGGCCAGCUCCAUGUUCAGUCUCAAGGUGGUUGGUGAUACCACUGAGAUGGUGGAGAAGCUCAACUUGCAAGAACGAUUAGACGCUCGCAGAGUCGUUGCACCCGAGGUCUAUGACGAGAUGUGCAUGCUCCGAGAGAAGGCACAUCUCAAGAAGGACUUCAAGCCAGCUGGUGAAGUCGACACCCUGGUGAGCGGAACCUACUACUUGACCAACGUUGAUGACAUGUACCGGAGGAAGUACGAGGUGAAGGCAUAA
This is a messenger RNA of Exophiala bonariae, 1407 nucleotides long. RefSeq lists its product as uncharacterized. Gene Ontology annotation, biological process: ergosterol biosynthetic process; acetyl-CoA metabolic process. The record is from RefSeq and is a predicted model, not a curated record. The coding region runs from base 1 to 1407 and encodes 468 amino acids. Gene Ontology annotation, molecular function: hydroxymethylglutaryl-CoA synthase activity. Lineage: Eukaryota; Fungi; Ascomycota; Eurotiomycetes; Chaetothyriales; Herpotrichiellaceae. The transcript is spliced from 4 exons.